AGUAUCAUUAAUAACAGACAAGUAUAUGAAGUAUAGUCACGGACUAUUUCUACAGUUUACCUAUCACAAAUAUCCCUUUAGUUUACAAACAUGUCUGUAUCGGUAAAGAGAACGUCGAGUGGAGUUGCCUCAACCCUUGCCAGCCUGCCAAAACCCAAAAAUGGACAUAGUGCAUAUGAAGCUUUUUCAGACUUUUUAGACCUCGAUGACCACUGCAUAGAUAAGGAAGAUGAACAUACGCCCCCUUCUUUGUCAUCGAAGAAUUCUAAUCGGAGGCACAGUAUGAAAAAAACACAUGCACCUGAACCGCCUGAAGAGAAAAUAGAUCCAUCUACAUUACCCUCUGAAAACCAAAUAAAAGAGAGAUUAAAUGACUGGUUUGAUGCCCUAGCUCCUGUUUCCGAAUCCGAAAAAAAUCACAUUAAUAAAUUAGAUAAAACGGAUCAAUGGCGUUACAUCUUGAAACAAAUUAGAUUGACCAAAAAGUGUUCGAGUUCUCUUUAUCUAAUUAAUUUGAAACAAAAACGGGAAAUAUUAUCAACUUUACGAAACCUUAAAAGGCAUUUACUUGUGAAUGAUGAAAGUCUUCUCAAUGAAUUGGAGAAAGGUAACAUCAUCGUACAUGUGGUCUCGGUUUUGUCAGAUGGAGUCAAAUCUUUGGUUAACAAACCUUUAUCACUUUUUCAAAGGGAUUCAUACCAUUUCAUUAUACAUGAUUCUCUCGUCUGCAUAAAUUUCUUUUGCAGAAAGAAUUUAUCAUUUACACUCUCUGACUCGACGGAAUUUUAUGAAUCAGUGAUAUAUUGUCUUAAUGAUUCUUUCGGGAGAAAAAUUACAACGAUCGCCUUAGAAGUUUUACAAUUGGCAAUACGAAACCAUCAAGGUUUCGGGAAUUUGAUCUCUUCUCUGUCUAAGAGAAAAAAAACUUCAGAGCGAUAUAGCUUAUUUGGUCCCAUAGUUAACAUUCAACGUUGGGAAUAUAUAACGGAAAGAACAGCCCUUGCCCUAAUUAGGCUUGUAAAUACAAUGAUAAAACACACUAGGGACAACGAAGAGCAGAUAUGGUUUCAAUAUGAGUUAGUUUCUGCUGGUUUUCACGCUAAUAAGCUUGAUCUAUUGGAGUCCUCAGACGACCUGAGAGAUUCACUUAACGAGUAUCAUAAAAACUUAAUUGAUGUUGACUCAUUUAAAAGUGAUUCAUCACACGAAUUACAAUUACUUCGAGAGGAGAAUAAGAAACUCUUAAAGCAGUUAGCAGAAUCAGCAAAAUUUAAAACCGAAGAAAAACACACGACAGCAUGUCUUUUAAAAGUAGAGAAAGAAGUUAAAACGGAAAAAAAAAACAAUAGAACAGAUUCUAUUCCAAUAGCUCCUCCCAUAAACCUUGGAAUUAUAAAUCAAUCAUCUGAAAAGCGUGAGUUAUGCAUCGACACAUUAAAAAUAAAGCCAAAGGAAAGAAUGCCAUUAUAUAAUUGGACUCCAAUUAGGGACUUGGAAGGAACCAUUUUCGAGAAUUUAAACCAUAAUGAUAAAUCAAUAUUAGACAAUAUAGAUUUUGAGGAUUUCGAACGUCAAUUCUGUACUUCAUCACCUGUCGGCAGCCAACGUUUCAAGCGUAUGAUUGACAAGUCCUCGUCAACGUUUUUCUUUGUUGAGACUAAUAGGUCCAAAAAUAUUAUUAUCACAAGGAAAAGAAUAAAUUUAACAGCAGUAGAAAUUAGGGACGCAAUUGAGAAUUUAAAGAUUGACCUAAUUCUAUCUGACGUUGCGGAGAUUCUUAUUAAAUUUAUCCCUACGGAUCAAGAACUUGAGGACUUAGCGAAAAGUGUUAGUAAGCGAAGCCAUUAUGGUGAAGCUGAAGAGUUUAUAUAUCAGUUGUCUCAAAUUGAGCGGUUAGCAAAUAAAUUAGAAACCAUCUACUUCCUGAAUCAAUUCGAUGACAGUAUUGGCAGGCUAUCACCUGUUAUAGGUUCAAUUACAAAAGCAAGUCUCUCCUUGAUUGAUAACAGAAGAUUUUUUGCAUUCUUAAAAAUCGUUCUCUAUAUUGGCAAUUUUACAAACUAUGGAAAAAAACAAUACACAUUCGGCUAUAGAAUUAACUCUCUUAGUAAGCUAGCAGAGGUCAAAUCGAAUGAUAAGAAACAGAACUUAUUACAAUACGUACUUGGAGUGAUACAUGAUAAGUUUCCCGAACUAGUUACAUUUCACGAAACUUUAACGUUUAAAGUUGAAAAAGGAGUUUCGUACAAAUCCAUCAAACUCGAAAUAGAUAAUCUUGAAAAGAAACACAGCAUUGCAUGCGAAGAAACGAAAAGUUGCGUUAAUAAAAAAAAUUUAGAGAAACUUUUACAACAAAGCAACAGUUCUUUGGAGGAAAUACAGAAAAGUUUUCGAACGAUGACAGAAAAAUGGAAUCUUGUCUGUAGUCUAUAUGGAGAAACACCAGACGUGACUGAACCAUACGAUUUCUUUAAAACUAUAUCAGAAUUCAUUCAGUUAUAUAAAGAAACAGAACGUAAAUUAUUCCAAAAACCUUUUAUUGUUUCAGAUAAAUCCUUAAAGACGACAAGUUCAAUUGAAAUUAGAUCUUCUAAGUCUAGUUUCACUCAACAAGCUAAGGAUUUACACGAUGCAUUUGUGGAACAAAUGAAAAAGCGUAAGAAUUCAGUUAAAAAUGAUAAAUCAGUGGAAGAAGCAUUAAAUGUCUUAGACGACGCUAUCGAUUCUCAUUCUCAAUUGACACUAAGAACAUCGUCAGAAAUAUUGGACGAGUCCCACUUAUAA
This is a messenger RNA of Dimorphilus gyrociliatus, 2784 nucleotides long. Lineage: Eukaryota; Metazoa; Annelida; Polychaeta; Dinophilidae. The record is from the annotation of a GenBank genome assembly.